GCGGAAGGGUCCUUUCUUUAAUUAGAGUAAAGUUCACGGACGAUAUUUGACCUGUCAAAUAUUGCGCCUCAGCUUUUGAGUUGAUCACGUCCACAUCAGCAUGUUUGCACUAAAGGCAUUAAGGGGUUUUUCUCCUGCGACGACAAAUGUUUAUUUGCGGAGUAAACAGGCGUUUAGCGUGACUAUGUCGAGAAUGCAGCAUGUGGAGGUCCAGCAUGGGGAAACAGCAGCACCCUUUCGACCAGAAACGUCCAUGGCCAAGACACUGAUGGACAUCGGCACCAGACGGAUCUUCUUAGAGGAGCAUGACCUGUUCCGUCAAAAUGUGCGGCGGUUCUUUCAGGAGGAAGUUGUUCCGUAUCACGCUCAGUGGGAGAAGGCUGGUGAGGUCAGCAGAGAGGUUUGGAAAAAGGCCGGAGAACAUGGAUUGCUGGGAAUAUAUACACCUGAGGAGCAUGGAGGAAUCGGAGGGGACCUCCUGUCUGCUGCUAUAGUGUGGGAGGAGCAAAUGUACUGUAACUGCAGUGGUCCUGGGUUCUCUCUUCACUCUGAGAUUGUAAUGCCUUAUAUCAGUCACUAUGGCUCUAAGGCUCAGAUCGAGGACUAUAUUCCACAGAUGACUGCUGGGAAAUGCAUCGGGGCCAUCGCUAUGACAGAACCUGGAGCCGGCAGUGACCUUCAAGGAGUGAAGACAUUUGCAAAAAAAGAUGGAACUGACUGGAUUCUUAAUGGAAGCAAGGUGUUCAUCACUAACGGCUGGAUGAGUGAUGUGGUGAUUGUUGUUGCUGUAACUAACCGUGAAGCAAAGACAGCAGCUCAUGGAAUCAGUCUGUUCCUGGUUGACAGCGGCACUAAGGGCUUCCAAAAGGGCCGCAAACUGGAGAAGCUCGGACUUAAAGCUCAGGAUACAGCUGAACUGUUCUUUGAGGAUGUGCGUUUGCCCGCUGAAGCUUUGUUGGGUCAGGCCAAUAUGGGAUUUUAUUAUCUGAUGAAUGAGCUGCCACAGGAGCGCCUUCUUAUAUCAGUCAUGGCUCUUGCCAGCUGCGAGUUCAUGUUUGAAGAGACAAGGAACUAUGUGAUGCAGCGGAAGGCGUUCGGCAAGACCAUCGCUGACCUGCAGGUGGUGCAGCACAAACUGGCUGAGUUGAAGACAGAAGUCUGUGUAGGUCGAGCCUUUAUUGACAGCUGCCUUCAGCUCCACAGUGAGAAGAAGCUGGACUCAAGCACAGCGUCCAUGGCCAAAUACUGGGCCACAGAUUUGCAGAAUAGUGUUGCUACUCAGUGCCUGCAGCUUCACGGAGGAUGGGGCUACAUGUGGGAGUAUCCGAUAGCCAAGGCCUUUGCAGACUCCAGAGUUCAACCCAUCUACGGUGGAACCAACGAGAUCAUGAAAGAACUCAUCUCACGCAACAUCGUUAGUAAAAAAUAAAUGCAGGGAAUAUUAAAAAGAUGAGGGUUUGAUUUGGUGCCUCUUAUUUCUGUAGCUGGAGCUUCACUGAUUGUUGAUUAGAAAAAUGAUCUCAGAUGAGUUAUUCAACGCAUACAAAAUGUUCAUGUCAUGUGAAAGUCUGCUUAUAUCAUAUGAUGUCUGCAGAGAGAAGGUCUCUUCUGUUUGUGAUUCUGUGCUGUAUGUAUGGAUAUUUUAGCACCACUAAAUGCAGAAAUGUGUAAACAUCAGAUGAUUUGAUUGUUUUGAUAUGUGAAUACCAACUUUGUAUACUACUAAAUCUUUAUAAAGAUAUUUCUAAAGAUG
Molecule: messenger RNA, 1753 nt
Organism: Sinocyclocheilus anshuiensis
Lineage: Eukaryota; Metazoa; Chordata; Actinopteri; Cypriniformes; Cyprinidae
Gene: acadl
Product: acyl-CoA dehydrogenase long chain
Exons: 11
Coding region: 101-1429 (442 amino acids)
Biological process (GO): long-chain fatty acid catabolic process; carnitine metabolic process, CoA-linked; fatty acid beta-oxidation using acyl-CoA dehydrogenase
Cellular component (GO): mitochondrion; cytoplasm
Molecular function (GO): flavin adenine dinucleotide binding; long-chain fatty acyl-CoA dehydrogenase activity
Source: RefSeq, a predicted model, not a curated record